This is a messenger RNA of Girardinichthys multiradiatus, 5187 nucleotides long. Its product is annotated as phosphatidylinositol 3-kinase regulatory subunit alpha-like. NCBI's taxonomy places the organism in Eukaryota, Metazoa, Chordata, Actinopteri, Cyprinodontiformes, Goodeidae. Gene Ontology annotation, cellular component: phosphatidylinositol 3-kinase complex. Gene Ontology annotation, molecular function: protein binding; 1-phosphatidylinositol-3-kinase regulator activity. Gene Ontology annotation, biological process: insulin receptor signaling pathway; phosphatidylinositol phosphate biosynthetic process. The transcript has 17 exons. Bases 461 to 2617 code for a protein of 718 amino acids. The record is from RefSeq and is a predicted model, not a curated record.
CCCGGACGGACGACGGUGGUUCGAUCAGCUCGCGUCUCCAUCUUCAGGAUAUUCGCUAAAUUACCGGAUUGUUUUGGUUCUGGAGAACCUGCGGAGGCGGGAUCCAUUCUGGUGUUCUGGGUUCUGUUUGCUGGAGGCUUCUGUUGCUGAAAACGUUUAAAAAUUAAAAAGGUGGCGCCGUGGCCUCCACAGAUGUGGCUUCUACCUCCACCCUGUCUCCGCUUCAUGAAGGAGGAAGAUGCUUCUCUGAUUGAGCGCCCUUUGAUCGGUCUGGAGGGAUGACAGGACAUUAGCAGACAUGGAGACAGGAGAGAUGCACACACAGCUGCAAACACCAUAUUCACUCAGUUGUCCCCUCUAGACCUUCUCAGGACCACAGAAGAACCUAUUUUUCUAAGAUUUUCUACUCAGAGCUGCUUUUUGAUAGAAACUCUGAAGCCAUAUUGGAGCAGACGUCAGGAUGAGCUCAGAGGGCUUUCAGUACCGAGCGCUGUACGACUACAAGAAGGAGAGGGAGGAGGACAUUGACCUGCAUGUUGGAGACAUGCUGCUGGUCACCAAAGGAGCGCUGCUGUCACUCGGCUGCAGCAACGGAGACGAAGAGCGGCCGUCGGAGAUCGGCUGGCUGCCGGGCGUCAACGAGACCACACAGGAAAAAGGUGACUUCCCAGGCACCUACGUGGAGUUUGUUGGCAGGAAGAGGAUGUCCCCGCCCACUCCGAAGCCCCGCCCACCCAGACCACCAUCAGCGGCGUCUGUGAGGACCGACUCGGAGUCGGAGGGCUUCGUGCUGCCGGACCUCCAGGAGCAGUUCGGACCUCCAGACACCGCCCCGCCUCUCCUCAGCAGAUUGAUGGAGCUCAUAGAGACCAAAGGUUCUGACAGUCCGGCUGUGUAUCGCAGUAUGAGCGGGGGAGUUCUGGACACUCGGCAGCUGGCUGACACCGACCUGGAGCAGCUGGACGGGCCUUCUCUGUGUGACGGUGUGGUCCGGUUCCUGCAGGAUCUUCCUGGUCCCGUCCUGCCCCUCUUGCUGCAGGCUGACAUGAGCCACGCAGUCCAAGAGGUCCGAGACCCAGAGGACUGUGCUCAGAUGCUGCUGGGCGUGGCCAGUUCGCCCGCCUACCCGGCGCAGUACGGCCUGACCCUGCUCAGCGUGGUCCGCCACCUGGCCCGCCUGUGUCUGCAUGGCUCCAAAAAUCAGCUGAGUCCCAGAAUCCUGGCGGAGAACUUCAGCCCGGUGCUGUUCAGACAGCCUGCAGGGUCUGAGUCUGCUCUGGAUCCUCUGGUUCAGGUCCUGGAGGUUCUGAUUACCAGCGAGCUCAACAUGAACCAAGCUGCACCAGCUUUGCCUCCCAAACCUGUAAAGUCUUCAACUCCUGUAGCCUCCAGCAGCUUCAACAACAGCAUCUCUCUGCAGGACGCCGAAUGGUACUGGGGAGACAUCUCCAGGGAGGAGGUGAACGAGAAGCUGAGAGACACCGCCGACGGUACAUUUCUGGUUCGAGACGCCUCCACAAAGAUGCACGGAGAUUACACUCUGACUCUGAGGAAGGGAGGCAACAACAAACUGAUCAAGAUUUUCCAUCGGGAGGGGAAGUACGGCUUCUCCGACCCGUUAACCUUCAGCUCGGUGGUGGAGCUGAUAAAUCACUACAGACACGAGUCUCUGGCCCAGUAUAACCCCAAGCUGGACGUGAAGCUGCUGUACCCGGUCUCCAAACACCAGCAGGAUCAGGUGGUGAAGGAGGAUAGCGUCGAAGCUGUGGGCAAGAAGCUGCACGAGUACCACCUACAGUAUCAGGAGAAGAACCGCGAGUACGACCGACUGUAUGAGGAGUACACCAGAACCUCUCAGGAGAUCCAGAUGAAGAGGACGGCCAUCGAAGCGUUCAACGAGACCAUCAAGAUCUUCGAGGAGCAGUGCCAGACCCAGGAGCGUUUCAGCAAGGAGUACGUUGAGAAGUUUCGACGGGAGGGCAACGACAAAGAGAUUCAGAGGAUCAUGGAGAACUACGACAAGCUCAAGUCUCGGAUCGGCGAGAUCGUGGACAGCAAGCGCCACCUGGAGGUGGAUCUGAAGAAGCAGGCUGCCGACAACCGAGAGAUCGACAAGAAGAUGAACAGCAUCAAACCGGAUCUGAUCCAGCUCCGCAAGACCAGGGACCAGUACCUGAUGUGGCUGACUCAGAAAGGAGUCCGACAGAGGAAGCUGAACGAGUGGCUCGGUCUGAAGAACGAAACCACAGAGGAUGAGUACAGCAUGGUGGAGGAUGAGGAGGACCUUCCUCAUCAUGACGAGCGGCUGUGGCGUCUGGGAAAUAUCAAACGGGUCCAGGCCGAGGCUAUGCUGCGAGGGAAGAGAGACGGAACCUUCCUGGUCCGGGACAGCAGCAGACCGGGCCCCUUCUACGCCUGCUCCGUGGUGGUGGACGGUGAGGUGAAGCACUGCGUCAUCAACAAGACCAGCACCGGUUAUGGGUUUGCCGAGCCUUACAACCUAUAUGGCUCCCUGAAGGAGCUGGUUCUGCACUACCAGCACACCUCACUGGUCCAACACAACGACUCGCUUAACGUCACGCUGGCCUUUCCUGUCUACAGCCAGCAGAGACGGUGACCCCGCCCACCCUCCCUUCACCUGUCACAUCUGGGCGGUCCGGAUUCACGGCUGCGGUUCGGAGACUGGAACCCGCUGGGAAAUUAAAAAUAUUUUACUGUGAAAAUCCCCGAGUGAAGCUUCAACUUCCUGCCAGGAUGAAAUGAGGAAGUCCACCAGAUUCUGACCGGACAGAAAUUAGAAAGCAGACAUCAAGACCGAUCCAGUCCUGAAGAUCAGAGACCAGGACUUCACUCUGCUGCCGGGAUCACAUGAGAACGUUUCGGACCUCUUUUAAGCCCAGGGGCGUGUAGAGUUCACAGCGUUUCUAAUGAGCUCCUCGGGUUUCUGCCUCAUUUAUUCACAAGAAGACGGCAGCAAACUGUCAGAAGGUUCUCAAGAUAAAUCACAUUUUAAAAAAUCAGAGUGAAAUAACCCUUUAAAUAAACAGUGUGGUCCAGAGAUCUGGUUCUGGAUCAGAUUUAUCUUCUGGACACACGGGAGCAAAGAUGGUUCUGAUUGCAUCACUUUUAGCUGCUAUUCAGAGACAUCCCUUUUUCUGGUUUAUUAUAGGAGACGUGACGAAGAACAGAACAGUGAUCAUCAUCAUCACGGUUCCUGAUCUUCUUCAUGGGUUCAUGUUGCUCCUGGUAAACCUUCAUUCAGCCUCUGAAACAUCUCAACCUGCUGAUCAGAUCAUCAAAGCUUCACCUGACGGUGCCAUAGGGCAGUCGCCCUCUGCUGGUCAGUCAAGACAAUGCAGGUUUUAGGUUGGAACGUGUCCCAUGUGAUCCUGACCUCCUUGUGGAGAAUCCAGGUACUGAUCCGUGAAUCCUUCAUCUCCGCCUCAUAAAUCCAGACGUGUUGAGUCAUCAGAACUGAUCAUGCAGUUGAACUGAAACAUGAUGUCAUGACGGGUCGUCCAGAACAUUAGAGAACACUGUGAGCGCUUCAGAACGAGGUUUAAAUCGAACUCAGCAGUUCCCUGCUGUCUGCGGUCACUUCCGGUUUCAUUUUGCCGAGCGGAUCUCCAGGACUCUCCAACGUCCUCCCAGUGGUUGGGAAUGAAACUGUGGGAAAUCAGGGAAAACGCACCAAAAUCUCCGGAAUCAUUUCCACACAUUUUCAGGACUAAAUGUCUCCAUUAAACGUUUGUUUGGAGUUGAGAUAUUUUUCCUUUUUCUGACGUUUUUUCAGAGGAAAACCAGGUACAGAAGCUGAAGCUGUCGUUGUCAUGGAAACCACAUCCUAAAUCUUUGCCUCCAUGGUAUCUGAAAUCAGUGGAUGUUUAAAAAGUCUUCAGGGACUGUUUUCUGUUCUCAGGCGGAAGAAACUCGUGCAUGAAAGUAAAACCAAAGCGGGGAACAAAAACAGAACCGAGCAGAAGAAAUGAAACCUGAGGAUCCGAAGGUCUGGAGAUGCUUCUAAAAGAUCUUCCUCCUCAGAGCUUUUCCUUUAGCACUUGCCGUCUGUCUGUUAUAUUUGAGCAGAGCUUCCUGUAUCCAGUAUGGUCACUGCAGACCUUCAGCAACCAACCUAGAAGAUUAAACUGGAAGCAAACCAGCAGAUCUUCUGCUGUUUGCCUCAUUGUUCUGGAAAGAAUAUAAGAUCUUCUGAUGAGCUGCAGUGACCAACCAACAGCCCUGAACUCCACGUCUGCAGGUUCUUCUAGACUGUUACCCAGAUGUUGUUGCUGGUGCUGCAGAAAACCAUCAGAGGAUGCUGGGCUUUGCUGUUCUGUUGAUCCCAGAGAUCCAAACAUCUCUGAUCUCCAGGCUGCUGAAGAUGCAGCAGCAGGAAGCUUGUUACCUUCUCCAGAUUCAUCUGGCUGUAGGAAAGCAAUUAACAUGGAUCUGUUUAUAUAUGAAAUCUGUUGAACGUUUGGUUUGGUUCAAGAAUUCGUUCAAACCUGGCAGCUCUGCUUUUCUAACGAUAAAUAAUAAAUCAAAUAAGAAGCUCGACAUGAAUUGGCUCUCAAAUAAAAAGUCAGAGGUAUGAAUAAAGUCCACCGGAGCGGUGAGUCUUCAGAUUUAAAUGAUCAUAAAAAGAAAUGAACAUGUUGUAUUCUAACUGAACCUCCCCUCUGUGAUGAAAAAGGAGGUCGUCCUUCCACAGGACUAAUUAGAACAACGUAUAAUUUGGUUUGUUGACUAGAAAAACAUUAAGAUUCACCACUCAAGUCUUUUUUUGUCUUAUGUAGCACAUGUGUCUCAUAUUUAUUCUCUUAAGGUUCAAUAAUCUCAUUUUCUUUUUUACAUUUCAAUUCCUCCUUUAGUUUUCUAGGAGCUUUUGAAGUAAACAGAACCUUUCCGUGCAGCCGGCCCGUGUUUAUCUGCUGUCAGGGAAAAACCAGUCUUUCAGCUGGAUUAUUUUGCACCGGUUCUGGUUAAGUCAAACCUCAUUAUGUUUUAGGAUGACAGCAGACCGAGCCUGUUCAUAAUGAAAUGCACCAAGCUUUCUCUUUUCCAGAGCCUUCCUAAAAAGCGUUUUUCCUUCCACUGUAUUUUCUGUAUCAGAAGUUUGGUUUCUUCUCUUCUUUCGUUUUGUUCUUGCUGUUAAUGUUCACAACAAUAAAGCAAAAGACCUGUGGA